AUGCCCAAACGUGAGAAUACCUCCCUGUCAAAGGUUAAGAAGAAUGCCUCCCUGAAAAAGGUAGAGAAGAAUGCCUCCCGCUUGACGGUAGAGAAGAAUACCUCCCUGUCAAAGGUAGAGAAGAAUGCCUCCCGCUUACCGGUUGAGAAGUCCCGCUCAGCGGUUGAAAAUUCCUCCCUGAAAAAGGUUGAGAGAGAUAUAGCCACAAAAUAUGGCAAAAUGCAGACCAAAUUGUCUGAUUUGAUCACCGAAUUUAUGGUUAGCAUUGAAGGGCUAAAGUUAGUAAUUAAGUUGGCUGAAAAAAACGCCACUAAAGACAUUUUGACAAAAGGUGAUAUACGUAUUUUGAAAGAAAAGGCUAAUCAUUGCCAAAAACACUACAACAAAAUUGAAGCAAAAUUUGCGCAAUGGAAACAUGACAUUGAUAUUAAUUUAUCAAGAGAUGAAGUGGGUAAAUCGAGGGAAAUGUCUCAGUAUGAAAAAUUCAGAUUGGAAAAGAAUUAUGACUGUUUUUGUCGAGAUUAUGGUACAGUAAUUACAUCGGCCGUAGAAUUGUUGAAAAAAUACAACGAUUCUGAAAAUGAAUCUAGUCUUGCGUACUCGGCUACAAAUUAUUCUGCAUCUGAAGAUACUGUAUUGGAUGAUUAUGUCAGGAAAGACAAACCUCUUGCUGAAAGUAUGAAUUUCAAAGGAGAUUCUAAUUUUGAAACAUCGGAAGUUGUCAUGCCAGAAAUCAGAAAUCAUAAAUUUCAAAUUUUUGAUGAAUCAAUCGGUAAACUGAAUACAACAUCAAAACAAGUUUUUGUAAGCACGAUUUACGAGUCUACUCCAAAAAUUAAAACGCAAGAGACUUCUAAAUCAAAAUCGAAGCCAAAUUCUCAUUUAGAAAGUAGUUGUCAAGAAGCAAGACAUUGUUGUUCGGCUACACAACCAAUUAUUAAUGUAUCGUGUAGUUCUGAGAGAAGAAAGCUACCUCCAGUCCACGAUAUUCCACAUUUUUCGGGCGAAGCAGACACAUUCCCUGAAUUCUGGGAUUACUGGAAAUAUCAUGUUCAUGAUGUUGAUGCUCCAGUCACUGACAAGUUGACCAGUCUCAAAGCUGUCCUAAAAAAUGGUUCAGCGUACAGCAUUGUGAAAAAUAGACGUUUGACGGUUGCUGAUUACAAUGCUGUCAUCCAAAUCUUACAUUCCCAGUACGGUGAUAGUCAAGAAAUAAUAUCUUCUUGGUUUGACAAGCUAUACAACCUUGAACCUCCAAAAGAAAUCGAAGCGAAUCAGAUCAGUGAUUACGCAAACACUCUGCUGAGCAUUAAGUCUCAAUUGGACUACUACAAUACCUCGAUUCCUGGAUUUAUGAUGUUAAAGAUUGCGAAAUCUUUACCACUAUCUUUGAGCGAAAUGGUCGAUUUACGCUGCUUAUACAAGCACGGUUCACCAUACAACAUGGAUGACCUUGUUGAAGCUCUCAAGAACGUAGCCAAAAAAGUGCAAAAUGUUAAAGGUAGUCAAGAACAAAUUCAGAAAAAUUUUGAAACUAAGAAUCCUCAGAAUAAGACUCUUUCAUGUAUAUUAUGUCAAGAAAACCACAAGCCCAGUUAUUGUACGAAGUACCAAACGAGAGAAGACAGAGUAAACUGGAUAAAGUCUAAUAAACGUUGUUUUAAAUGUCUUGGAACUAACCACAGUACAAAAGAAUGUGUAAAAAAUAUUGUGUGUAGAAUUUGCAAGCUAAACCAUAACACUUUACUGUGUUAUAAAGCAUACAAACAAGAACAACCUACACAGAACGAAAAAACAGGGUUUUCUUUCAAAACAAGUUGGGCAAACUCAGUUCAAGCUCGAAAACCUGAGGUGAAACAAGUAGAAAACAAUCAUAUACAUGAUUUGUCUUCCGAAAAAGAAAGCAGGUUUGGGUGUAUAUUAACAAUGCUUGCUGGUACUAACAUGAAAGUUAUGCAACAAGGUGUAGUUUUUGUGGAUACUGGAUGUAAACAGAAUUUAUUACGAAAAAGUGUAGCUCAAUCUCUCCAGUUACCUUUGUUAAACCCAAAUCCGUUACAAAUCAAAACAGUGAGCGGUAGUAUACCAACUGAAGCCUACUAUUCAAACAUAAUUUUGAUUCCAAUCGAUACUCAAGGUCAAAAAAUAGAACCGAUUAAUGUUGAAGUUACGGUGGUUGAUGAUAUUAUUCUUGAUGAAGUAAAUUCUGGCAAUCUAGACAAAAACAUUGAUGUUGUCCUAGGUAUUGAUGGAAGCCACGAAAUUGAACUCAAAAUGACAAAAUCUGUCGGAAAAUCAGGCUUCAAAUUAGCCACAAGUAAAUUAGGAUCCUUUGAAAGUGGAGCUUUGAAAACAAAAUCAGCUUCGAUUACGGAAAUAAAUCAUAUGAUUUUGGUUGAUGAAAAAGAGGAUGAUGAUCCCUUUAAGUCGCUACAAAAUUUUGAAUUACAAAAAUAUUGUAAUUGGACAGAUACCAUGGGUAUUACAAAAGAAGAUUCAGAAACAAAAAGAGAAUCUGAACUCAAUACCUUUAAAUUUGUUAUUGAAAAUACAGUACAAAAUGAAGAAACAGGUCGAUAUUCAGUCCCCCUUCCAUUCAAAGACAAUUCGGUCGAUAUUGAGAACGAGUUUAAACGUUGUUUUGGAAGGCUACAUCACAUUGUACAAACUUUGGACAAGAAACCUAAUUUGAAGACAGCAUAUGACAAAAAUUUUACGGAUUACUUAAAAUUAGGUAUUAUUGAAGAAUGUGAAUUCCACAGAUCGACUGAUAAAACAGUUCGUUACAUUCCUCAUUUGCCAGUUGAAAGACCUGGGCAUCCUACAACUCCAGUACGAAACGUUUUUGACGGAUCGGCUAAAGAUAAAAAUGGCAUUUCAUUAAAUAGUUGUUUGAAUCAAGGCUUUACUUUGUUGCCCGAGAUACCAGACAUUAUUAUCAAGUCGAGAAAGUUCAAGUAUCUUGGUAUUGCUGAUCUCGAGAAAGCAUUUUUAAUGGUUGAAAUACUUGAAAAAUACCGUGAUUCAGUACGUUUUCUUUGGCUGAAAGACAUCACUAAACCAGUCACAUACUCAAACAUCAAGAUUUUUCGAUUCAAACGUGUUACAUUUAGAUUAAUUUGUAGUCCAUCGCUGCUGGCAACGGUAAUCCACCUACAUUUAUCAAAGUAUGUUGAGAAAAUCGGUACUAAAUCAUUAAAAGACAUUCUAUCUAUGUUGUAUGUUGACAACUUGUUUCUCGGAUCAAACGAUGAAGAGGUAUUAACAAAACAGGCGUUAGAUUUGAAAAGUAUAUUUGCUGAAGGAGCGAUGAACUUGAGAGAAUACAGCUCAAACAGCAAAAAACUCAUUGAUUCGUUUCAAGAAGCUGACAUUGCCACAAGAAAAAUCCUGUUCCUGUUAUAA
Bursaphelenchus okinawaensis is the source of this 3405-nucleotide messenger RNA. Lineage: Eukaryota; Metazoa; Nematoda; Chromadorea; Rhabditida; Aphelenchoididae. The record is from the annotation of a GenBank genome assembly.